Messenger RNA from Cladophialophora yegresii CBS 114405, 1587 nucleotides. RefSeq lists its product as uncharacterized. The record is from RefSeq and is a predicted model, not a curated record. Lineage: Eukaryota; Fungi; Ascomycota; Eurotiomycetes; Chaetothyriales; Herpotrichiellaceae. Gene Ontology annotation, biological process: transmembrane transport. The transcript is spliced from 8 exons. Gene Ontology annotation, molecular function: transmembrane transporter activity. Bases 1 to 1587 code for a protein of 528 amino acids.
AUGACCUUGAGACGGUUCAUGAGUUUAGUGGCGAUGGCCUUAUUGUGGACUGGCAGUCAGAUCCCGGUCUAUCUUUAUGGCAGCAUCCCUCCCUACAUCUAUCAAGACAUUGGCGGAGUGGACAGGUGGAUCUGGUUUGUAUUGGGCAACCUUCUUGCCCUGGCCGGUGUGUGCCCGUUCGUGGGUUCUCUAUCCGACUUGAUCGGUCGACGCUACGUUGCCUUGCUUGGAGCUGCGUUGCUCGUCCUUGGAAGUGUCAUCGCAACGUGCGCAAAGUCAAUGAACAUGUUCAUCGCUGGGACUACUAUUGCCGGAGCAGCGGCCGGUAUUAGUGAGCUCACUGCUCUGGCAGUCACUUCGGAACUAGCCCCUACGAGGAAGCGGGGCGCAUAUGUCGCAGUCCUUAUCUUCACCAUCGUACCCUUCGUACCGUCUGGAUUCUAUGCACAGAUGAUUGCUGCUCACUCCAGCUGGCGAUACUGCGGCAUCAUCAUCUGUGUGUGGAACGGACUCGCCCUCAUCAUCACGGCAGUGUUCUACUUCCCUCCGCCUCGACCUAAUUCAAAAGGCAAAAGUACCCAAGAAAUCCUGCGAGAGAUUGACUAUAUCGGGGGCUUUCUGAGCAUUGUCGGGAUGGUUCUCUUCAUGGCUGGCAUGCAAUGGGGCGGCUACCAGUACCCCUGGCAUUCGGCUCACGUUCUGGCCCCGCUCAUCAUCGGCGCCCUGUUCAUCGUUGCUUUCCUCUUCUGGGAGGCAUACGGCGCCAAGUGUCCCAUGUUCCCGAAGAGACUCAAACAGGACCCUCGCAUCCUGUCGCUCACACUCCUGAUCACCUUUAUCAGCGGUGCCAAUUUCUUCUCGUACCUCAUGUUCUGGCCCACCCAAGCGUUCAAUGUGUAUGGCCACGAUCCAGCCCAAGUCGGCUUGCGCGUCUUCCCGGGAGGCAUGGCCAUCAUGACAGGCGCAUGCGUAUGCCUCUGGCUCCUUUCCGUCUUCCGUGGUCGAAACAAGGAGUUAAUGAUCAUCUCUUGCUGCUUGAUGACCGCCGGCUGCGGCGCGCUGGCAUGUGCAACACCCCACAACAUGGACAAGCUGUGGGGUCUCCUCAUUCUCGGAGGUCUCGGCAUCGGUGGCAUUGUGGUCCCGGCCUCGAUCAUCACAACCAUCAUCUGCCCCGACGAUUUGAUCGCCACGGUCAGCGCCUUGACCCUGGCUAUCCGCGUCAUUGGCGGCUCCGUCGGCUACUGCGCCUACUACAACGUCUUCCUUUCCAAGUUCGUGCCGAAUGCGACAAAGUACAUCGGCGGUGCGAUGGUCGAGCUCGGCAUCACCAAUGUGACGUAUAUAGGGGAGGCCAUCACGCUCACGGGAGCGAGUUUGCUCGAACCCCUGAAGGCGAUUCCGGGACUGCAGAAUGAGACGGCAUAUCAGAUGGUCGUUGCUGCGGGACAGCUGGCGUACUCUGAGAGUUACAAGUACGUGUAUCUGGCGAGUAUUGCCGCGGGGGGCGUCAGUAUCAUUGCGGCGUGCUUCCUGGGGGAUAUCAACAAGUAUAUGGACGAGCAUGUUGCCGUGGUUAUCGAGUAA